Saccoglossus kowalevskii is the source of this 2601-nucleotide messenger RNA. RefSeq lists its product as uncharacterized. The record is from RefSeq and is a predicted model, not a curated record. NCBI's taxonomy places the organism in Eukaryota, Metazoa, Hemichordata, Enteropneusta, Harrimaniidae.
AUGAAGGCAAGAAGGAAACUGAAGAAAACUCGUCAAUCGUGCAGUGGCAUUGGGUAUGAUAAAGUUGACAUUGACACGACAGAUUUUACACUAGCAAAGCGUGAGAAAAGAAAGAAAUCCAAAGCAAAGGAAAUGUUUGACGUCGGCGAGUUGCCAACUGAACGUACCACGGACAGCAGUGAUUAUAGUCCUCUCAAGAAAAGGCGUAAAAUGAACAAACACAAAUCGGAGACUGCUGUCCACUCUAACAAUGAACAUGCGAUUACAGAAGAAAGUCUUUCGAAAGAUUGCGAGGGCAAACCCGGAGGCAAACGUAAAUCAAAGACAAACCGUACAGUUGUUGAAUCUCCAGUUGCCGAAGAAGCAAAUGCCGAAGAAACACAAGUUGGCCAAGCAGAAAUACAACGUGCCGUCGAAGAUGUGAUACAAUUUUUACAAGAAAAUAUUAUCGAUUCAGAUCUUUUGACAUCCGCCACGACUCCCAACACAGAAAAGCAGGGGCCUGAAUAUAUCAACGCAGUGGGUACACAAGAAAAUGUUGAUGUCGCCAAAGAAUUGCUACAAGAAAAUGUUGGCGAUACAGAACAGUCUACUUUUGCGAGUUUCCCCAAAAAACAAACUAUUAAAAAACAUGUUGUGUAUGCACACGCAUCUCCAAUAGACACACGUGAUGAUGAACUUGUAUUGGACGACAAAACGGGUGAACUACGACACAAAGUUCCAGAUGACUUUGUUGUUACAAAUGACGAUGAUACAGAUUCCGAAAUCGAUGAAGAUUGUGCUGAGAAUGACGAUUUUUUAGAGCAACGUUACCCACCUGCACUCGAUAGCGACAUUGAAAUUGAAUCCGACACAGAAAUGGAUGCUACAUUUGAUUAUGUUGCCUCCAGCACUAGUGAAUGGAGAAUGGCCACAGAGGAAGACAGUGAUAUAUUUACUAUUCCAGUUUUUGGACAAAAACCUGGACCAACUUUCGAACUGCCUUCAUAUGCUCGUGAGGUGGAAUAUUUCUAUAAAUUUAUCCCACCAGAACUGAUCGAACUGGCUUCCAACGAGACUAAUAAAUACGCCAAAUAUCAUCAAAAAUACAUUGCAAAAAAAUUAAAUGCCCGCUGGCGUAAUACAAAUUACAGUGAAAUGCAAGCAUUCUUUGGUGUGAUAAUAUGUAUGGGUGUUGACCGCAAAUCGGCAAUCGACGAUUAUUGGUCGAGUGACCCCUUUCUGCAGAAUACGGGAAUUGCAUCAGUAAUGACUCGGGCCAGAUUUCAAAUGCUAAUGCGUUAUUUCCAUUUAGCCGACCCAGUAAAUGACCCACGGCGGGAUCCUGACAUUGAACGUCGUCAUCAACGUUCAGAGGCCGACCCUUUGUAUAAAAUCAACCCAUGGCUGAAACCCAUACUCGAAAAUUGUCGUCGAUAUUAUCAGAUGGGACAGGAAAUUUCAAUCGACGAGGGUAUGGUGAGAUUCAAAGGAAGGUCCAAAUUUAGGCAGAGAUUGCCCCACAAACCCGACCGUGAUGGCUUCAAAAUAUGGCAGGUAUGCGACUCAACAACCUCUUACAUUGCGAACUUUGAACCAUAUUUGGGGGUGAAAUAUACAACUGCAAAUGAGGGAAGAAAGAAAGAAACUGGGACAAUCAAGAAGACUGUGCACCGGUUGUUACAGCCCUUCACAGAAAAAAAACAUAUUCUUUUCUGUGAUUCGCUUUUUACGUCAGUUGACACAGCCCUUGAAUUACAAGACAAGAAAGUGUACAUGGUCGGUAGUUUUAACCGAAGAAACCGGAAAACGAUGCCACCGCAAUUAAUUCCUGAGGGGAAAAGCAAGAAGCUGAAAUUGAAAAUUGGUGAAAUGAAAGCAGCAACUAGACCUGAUGACACAAUCAAUAUUACUGCAUACCAGGAUGAAUGUGCACAAAUAUUUAUUUUAAAUACGGUCUAUCCCCCACUGGCUACAUCGGCAGAAGUGGCAGAUGAUGAGAGAUACGUGCCUGUAUCGUUACAAUGUUAUAGACAUCACAUGGGUGGUGUGGAUCGUUCUAACCAAAGGCGAAAAUACUAUCACACGGGCAGAAAAAACAAUCGUUGGUGGAUCUACAUGGCCUGUUAUCUCAUAGAUGUUGCAUUGGUCAAUGCUUAUGAAUGUUUCAAGGCAUUGAAUCGCACGACUAAAGUAACGCACAAAUUCUUCAAUAUCCGCACAGGAAAACAACUGAUUGGUGGACACUCAAGUAGAAUUCAAAAGUCCAUAAGAGAAGUUGGCUCCCUUCCAAGUAACACGUCAUUUAUUCGUAGUGAAAACAUGGAUUCGCACGAAAUAUGCAGACUACCCGGGCGACAAAAAUCGUGUAAGCAGUGUAGCAAGGACGGGAAAAAAACAGCAAGUGGCCGAUUAUCAGAAACAUCGAAAGGAUGCCCAAUUUGUAAAGUUCACCUUCAUGCGGGCGAGUGUUUUGCUGCAUUUCAUCACAACAUGGCACUGAGGGGGAAACGCACCGUGGGAACACAAACACGAAGUACGGAAGAGCAGCCCUCAACAUCAGGCAAACGCAUGGGUGCAGCCCACCGGGGUGGACGACUAAGAAAGGCAUGUAAGAAAUAA